Fraxinus pennsylvanica is the source of this 930-nucleotide messenger RNA. The record is from the annotation of a GenBank genome assembly. NCBI's taxonomy places the organism in Eukaryota, Viridiplantae, Streptophyta, Magnoliopsida, Lamiales, Oleaceae.
AUGUUCCCCAAUAGCCACGACACCAAAAUGAAAUCACAAUUCCUCUCUACCAAACCUCUCCCUAUUUGCUUCUGCACAGUUCUGUUUUUGUUCCAUCUAAUUACUCCACUGUCAGGUGAUGAAAAUGAACAGUAUAAGAGUUGUGGAAAUCUGUUCAACUGCGGGAAAAUCACUGGCAUUCAUUACCCUUUCUGGGGAAAUAACAGGCCUCGGGAAUGCGGUUAUCCCGGGCUCAAACUCGAAUGUGAAAACGACACUACGAUAAUUGAGACAGAAACACUGAAAUACCGCGUCCUGGAUAUCAACCAGGACACGCAGGUUCUAAGGAUCACUCGAAUGGACAUUUCCACAGACAUCUGUGGAGCGAAAUUCGUCAACACAAUCCUGGAUUCAGAACUAUUUGAGUAUGCUUCUGCCUAUAUGAAUCUCACGUUUCAUUACGGUUGCCCACCUCCAAUUUUUCCUUUCCCGAAUCAAUUUGAUUGCCCUGUAAAGGGUACAACGAACAGAAAUGGCUACGUUGAGAUGGGAACUCUGCUUUCCGAGUCCAUGUGCCAUGCCAGUCUCGUGGUUCCAACUAGCUACAACUCUUUUGGUAAUUUGAAGGGAUUGCCCAAUCUGUUAGAUCUUGUGCGAGAGGGAUUUGAGGUUCGGUGUAAGGUGGACAUUAGUGCGUGCCGUUCGUGCGAGAAUUCGGGUGGGAGGUGUGGGUAUGAUCUUGCUUCGAAUCAGUUCAUUUGUUUGUGCCAGAAUCAGCCUCCGGGGUCCGCCGUCUGCAAGGGCAGCCCAUUUCUUACCGGAAAUACAACGCAACCGUCACCGGCGGGAAUGGGAUCAUCGGAAUCAUCAAGAUCAGGUGCGUUUGUACUCCAAUUGCAUAUAAUUUCAUCUCAAUUUUAUGUAGGAUUGAACAAUGUUCGUACUAACUGA